Messenger RNA from Sorghum bicolor (sorghum), 1651 nucleotides. RefSeq names its product probable N-acetyltransferase HLS1. The record is from RefSeq and is a predicted model, not a curated record. The coding region runs from base 319 to 1536 and encodes 405 amino acids. The transcript is spliced from 3 exons. Lineage: Eukaryota; Viridiplantae; Streptophyta; Magnoliopsida; Poales; Poaceae. Gene Ontology annotation, molecular function: acyltransferase activity, transferring groups other than amino-acyl groups.
GCCAAGGGCUACCUCGUAGCUUUCCGUCUUCUUCUUCCUGCAGCCUGCUGCCUGGGGCUUGUGUUGGGCUGCCACCAGCUGCCUAUAUAUAAGUGCUACUAUACAUGCGUCUGCAGUAGUAUUACUCGCGAUCGAUGGACUCGUGGUGAGCAGCCAGCGAGAGAUAUAGAGGGUGCAACUAGAGCUAUAGCAACAUACUACAUGUAGCAGUGAGUGCAGUGGAUACUAUAUACGGAGUAUACGUACUAUACUAUACUCGCUCGCUGUGUAGUAGAGAGGAGGCGGCCGGCGGCAGUACUGUAGCGAUCGAUCGGUGCCAUGACCAUGAGAGACGAGGAGGAGGAGGCACGACGACCGGCGGUGGUGAUCCGGGAGUACAAUCCCAAGACGGACCGCGACGGCACGGACGCCGUUGACCGGGAGUGCGAGGUCGGCCCGGCCGGCGGGAUGUCGCUGCACGCCGACCUGCUCGGCGACCCCGUCGCGCGCAUCCGCCACUCGCCGCACUACCUCAUGCUGGUAGCUGAGACGUCCGGGCCGGCGGACGCUCGCAUCGUCGGCCUCGUCCGCGGAACCGUCAAGUCCGUCGCCUCCGGCAAGAGCCGCCCUGGCGCACCCGCCUUCGCCAAAGUCGGCUACAUUCUUGGCCUCCGCGUCGCGCCUUCCCACAGGCGGAUGGGCAUCGCGCUGCAGCUGGUGCGGCAGCUGGAGCAGUGGUUCGAGCUCAUGGGCGCCGAGUACGCGUACAUGGCGACCGACAAGUCCAACGAGGCGUCGCUGCGCCUCUUCACCGGCCGCUGCGGCUACUCCAAGUUCCGGACGCCGUCUCUGCUGGUGCACCCGGUGCACUUGCACCGGCUCAAGCCGCCGCGCCGCGCCACGGUGGUCCGCCUCGGCGCCCGCGACGCCGAGCGGCUGUACCGCAGCCGGUGCGCGCACGUCGAGUUCUUCCCCGCCGACAUCGGCGACGUCCUGGACAACACGCUCUCCCACGGCACGUUCCUCGCGAUCGUCGGCGAAGACGGCUACGAGUGGGGCGGCGUCGACCGGUUCCUGGCGACGCCGCCGGCGUCGUGGGCUGUGGCGAGCGCGUGGGACUGCGGCGGCGUGUUCCGCCUCGAGGUGCGCGGCGCGUCGCGCCUCCGUCGCGGCGCCGCGGCCGCCACCCGCGCGCUGGACCGCGUCGCAAAGUGGCUGCGCGUGCCGUCCGUUCCCGACUUCUUCCGCCCGUUCGCCGGGUGGUUCGUCUACGGCCUCGCCGGGACCGGCCGCGACGCCGCGGUGGCCGCGGAGGCCGUGUUCGCUUCCAUCGUCAACUUGGCGCGCGGCAGGGCGGCGGCCGUGGCCGUGGAGGUGGCGGCCAUGGACCCGCUCCGCGGCCGCAUCCCGCACUGGCGCCGCCUGUCGUGCACCGAGGACCUGUGGUGCAUGAAGCGGCUCGGCGCUGCAGGUGGUGGCGGCGGCCACGCGGACACCUGGGAUUGGGCCAGGUCGGCCCCUGGCCGCUCCAUCUUCGUGGACCCCAGGGAGGUGUGACUGUGACUCGAUCGGCGGCCGCUUGCGAGCAGAGCUCCUCUAGUGCUCUGGUUUUUUGCCACUCAGCUUCAGUUUUGGUCGUUCUUUUUUGCUUAUACACUUACAAAUUUUGCGA